GUACGUGUCGGGGGCGGAGCCGCAGACGGCCCUUACAGCAUGGCCGCCGGCGCUGCCGCCGCCUUGGCCUUUCUGAGUCAGGAGAGCCGAGCCCGGGCCGGGGGGAUCGGCGGUCUGCGAGUCCCUACCCCGGUCACUAUGGACAGUUUUUUCUUCGGCUGUGAGCUCUCAGGCCACACCCGCUCUUUCACCUUCAAGGUAGAGGAAGAGGAUGAUGCGGAGCACGUGCUGGCUUUGACCAUGCUCUGCCUCACCGAGGGGGCCAAAGAUGAGUGUAAUGUGGUAGAAGUCGUGGCCCGGAAUCAUGACCACCAGGAGAUCGCAGUCCCUGUGGCCAACCUCAAGUUGUCCUGCCAACCCAUGCUCAGUUUGGAUGACUUCCAGCUCCAACCACCUGUAACCUUCCGCCUGAAGUCAGGUUCUGGCCCUGUGCGGAUCACUGGGCGGCACCAGAUUGUUACUAUAAGCAAUGAUGUUUCUGAGGAAGAGAGCGAAGAAGAGGGCAGUGAGGAGGAGGAAGCUGAGUUGUGCCCCAUCCUGCCUGCCAAGAAGCAGGGGGGCAGGUUCUAACCCUCCCUGGUCAGCUAGCUGCCUGCCACAUGCACAUGCACCAGGUUCCUGUACAAGUUUCAAGAAUUUUGUGUCUUCUCCAUUGAAGAGGAUGGGUAGUGGUGGGGUGGGGUGGGGUGGGUGGGGUUUGGUCUGGUGCUAGGAGAGAGGGAGUCCCAGUCUCCAUAGUGCCCUGGUGUUCUAAUCCUGUACCACACCCGGAGCUUCCCUUUUCUUCAGGAGUGGGAGGAACUCUGAACUUCCAUCCUGACCCUCUCUCCCCACUUGCUUAUGAGGUUGGAGGUCAGCAUCUGAUGCUCAGGACUACACAUUUUUAACAUUUUUUUACAUUUUUGGAUAAAGGUUGAAAUAAAGUGGUGUGGAGUUUUUUCUGCAA
Molecule: messenger RNA, 946 nt
Organism: Balaenoptera acutorostrata (minke whale)
Lineage: Eukaryota; Metazoa; Chordata; Mammalia; Artiodactyla; Balaenopteridae
Gene: NPM3
Product: nucleophosmin/nucleoplasmin 3
Exons: 6
Coding region: 40-570 (176 amino acids)
Biological process (GO): chromatin remodeling
Cellular component (GO): nucleolus; nucleoplasm; cytoplasm
Molecular function (GO): chromatin binding; RNA binding; histone binding
Source: RefSeq, a predicted model, not a curated record